Messenger RNA from Blastomyces gilchristii SLH14081, 198 nucleotides. RefSeq lists its product as uncharacterized. NCBI's taxonomy places the organism in Eukaryota, Fungi, Ascomycota, Eurotiomycetes, Onygenales, Ajellomycetaceae. The transcript has a single exon. Bases 1 to 198 code for a protein of 65 amino acids. The record is from RefSeq and is a predicted model, not a curated record.
AUGGGAGGAGAUGGGAGGAACUGCAAGAAGAUGGAUGGAGCGAUUGAACGAUCCGGGGCACACAAAGAGAAACAAGACAGACAAGACAGACGGACGGUCACUACCAGACUUCUCCUCGCGGCGACAAGCACGGAGCCAAGCCCAGCGCCUGCCCUCUCGCAGCGGCAGCAGCAGCAGCAGCAGCAGCGGCUCCAAUAA